AAGCACCGCCGCAGCGCGGAGAGAAGCAGCCGACCUAGCUUUACUUGAACCGGUCCUCAGAUGUGAGUUUCCCUCUGCUGAGACGGCGUCCCCCUGGAUCCUGGGAGUACUCGCUUUCGGUCUGUUCACAUUCGGAUUGACUUGAUAAGAGGAGAGACUUCGUCGUGAACUAAGCUGGCCGGAGGUGGAUCUGCUCCAGCGGCUGUAGACAGUGGACAUCGGCGGAGCAACGGCCGUUUGGUAUCAGGAAGCGUCAGUGGGCCUGCAGGCUCCACGUGGGUGCUGAGACAGGAUGAAGAGGUUCAGGCGACAUGGCCAGGAGUCCCAGAGGGAUCGACUCAAACAGGAACUCUUCCAGUUCAACAAGACAGUGGAGCAUGGAUUCCCCCACCAGCCCAGUGCCCUGGGCUACAGUCCCUCCCUGCAGCUGCUUGCCAUCGGUACCCGCUCCGGGGCCAUCAAACUGUACGGAGCUCCAGGUGUGGAGUUCAUGGGUCUACAUGACGAGAAUGCUGCCGUCACACAGGUGCACUUUAUGCCCCACCAGGUUGAACUGGUGACUUUGCUGGAUGACAACAGUCUGCACAUGUGGACAUUAAGAGGUCACAAGGGACUUUCUGAACUUCUGGAGAUUGGACGCUUCACGCUCACUGGACCUCCUGGUGCCCCUCCAAGCGUGACCAGAGUGACUGCAGUACUGGCUCACUCCUCAGGGGAGCUGCUGCUGUUGGGGACAGAAGGAGGACAUGUUUUCAUCGUUGAAGUCCCGGGAUUCAGAGAGCUAGAAGAAAGAAACAUCAGCCUCGACCAAGUCGCUGCGAGCGUGCCGGACGACUACAUUGGCCGCAGGAAUCUGGAACAUGUAGAGGCCUUACAAGAGAACCCAAUCAACCCAAAUCAGGUUGUUAUCGGCUAUGGACGGGGUCUCAUGGUCAUAUGGGAUUUGGAGAAACAGUGUGCCAUCCAGCACAUCCCUGCCACACAGCAACUGGAGAGCGUGUGGUGGACUGAGGACGGGAGCUACAUUCUCAGUUCACACAGUGAUGGAAGCUAUUGUCGAUGGAUGGUGGGUGGUGAGGAUGUGAAUGAGGAGGAGGAAAAAUCAGACAUUCCUUAUGGACAUUUCCCUUGCAAGGCCAUUUCUAAAAUAAUUCAGCUCCCGACAGAAGAAGGGCCUCCAUUCCUGCUGUUCAGUGGUGGUAUGCCCAGAGCCAGCUACGGGGACAGACACUGUAUCACAGUGAUCCACAGUAAGACGCACGUAGCUCUGGACUUCACCUCCAGGAUUAUCGACUUCUUCGUCAUCAGGGAUGGGCUGCAGCACACAGGAGAUCCCAGUGCGUUGGUGGUCCUGGUGGAGGAGGAGCUGGUAGUAAUUGACCUGCAGACGGAUUGCUGGCCUGUUAUUCAGACACCUUACUUGGUCCCCCUCCACAGCUCAGCCAUCACCUGCUCUCACCAUGUCUCUGCCAUUCCCCUUAAAUUGUGGGAGAGGGUCAUCGCUGCUGGAGAUCUGCAGAAUACACACUACUCUAAAAAGCCAUGGCCAAUAACAGGUGGUCAAAACCUGGCUCCAGAUCCUCCACAGAGAGACCUGCUGCUCACAGGGCAUGAGGAUGGAACAGUGCGUUUCUGGGAUGCAUCAGGAGUCUGUCUGUAUCCCAUGUACAAGCUUAGCACAGCUGGGGUGUUCCACACAGAUGCUGAUCCCAAUGACAACAUGAAUCAAGGGGCUGAAGGAGAGUGGCCUCCAUUCAGAAAGGUUGGCUGUUUUGACCCCUACAGUGACGACCCGAGGCUUGGCAUUCAGAAGAUCCAUCUCUGUAAAUAUAGUGGUUAUCUGACUGUAGCUGGCACGGCGGGACAGAUCCUGGUGCUGGAGCUGAAUGACGAGGCAGCAGAGCAGACAGUGGAGGCUAAAGUUGUAGACUUGCUACAGGGCCAAGAGGGAUUUCGCUGGAAGGGUCACACUCGGCUGGACGUGCGUGAGGAGCCAGUGUUGUUUCCUCCAGGCUUCCAGCCCUUUGCUCUGGUCCAGUGCCAGCCCCCUGCUGUGGUCACUGCCCUCACACUGCACUCAGAGUGGAAGCUGAUAGCAUUUGGCACCAGCCACGGCUUUGGGUUAUAUGAUUACCAGCAGAAGAACAACGUCCUCAUCAAGUGCACACUAAACCCCAGUGACCAGCUGGCCAUGGAGGGUCCCCUGUCCAGAGUGAAGAGCAUAAAGAAAUCCCUCCGACAGUCCUUCAGGAGAAUCAGGCGUAGCAGAGUCUCUCUAAGAAAACAUCACGUCAACAACACUGCCAAGCUCCAAGAGGCUAAUGCUCGUUUGGAGGCUGAACUGGCGGAGAUGGAGCUGGCUCCUGUCCAGAGGAAGAUUGAAGCUCGUUCCUCAGAUGACUCCUUCACCGGCCUUGUACGGACGCUCUACUUUGCUGAUACCUUCCUCUCAGACAGUUCACAUAACACACCCUCCCUGUGGGCAGGAACCAAUGGCGGCUGUGUUUUUGCAUACAUGCUGCGCCUUCCUCCUGUAGAGCACAGAGCAGAUGAACCUGUCACCGCACAGCCAGCCAAGGAGAUCCAGCUGAUGCACCGUGCCCCUGUUGUUGGUAUAGUGGUGUUGGAUGGUCAUGGGGCUCCUCUACCUGAGCCACUGGAGGUAGCCCAUGACCUGGCUCGCUCGCCUGACAUGCACGGCUCCCACCAGCUACUGGUCAUAUCUGAGGAACAGUUUAAGGUUUUUACCCUGCCAAAGGUCAGUGCUAAAAUGAAGUUGAAGCUGACAGCCGUGGAUGGCUCCCGAGUACGGAGGGUAGGUGUGGCCUGGUUCUGCAGCAGUCGGACGGAGGACUAUGGUGAGAGCGGCCUUGUGGUUCUGACCAAUCAGGGUGACGUACAUGUGGUGUCACUGCCACAUGUCAAGAUGCAGGUCCAGUACCCCUGCAUCCGCCGAGAGGACGUCAGCGGCAUCGCCUCCUGUGUUUUCACAAAGCAUGGCCAGGGCUUCUACCUGAUCUCUCCAUCUGAGUUUGAAAGGUUCUCUCUUUCCACCUGCUACUUGGUCGAGCCUCGCUGUCUAGUGGAGGCUCCUCUUCAUUCUGGUUCUUCCAGCCAACGUCGGCCACAACCUGAUGGAGCUUCAUCCGCCCAUCGGCAAGACAGUGAGGAUGCAGAAAGUGCAGCUAGACGUGUUAUGGAGCAUGCUUUGCUGAAUGACGAGAAAGUUCUUCAGGAGAUACAAAAGUCACUAGAAGGAGACCAGACGUCAUUCCUGGAGAAUAAUGUGAAGACUGCUGUGGCUUGAGGGCCGUCCAUCCACAGUUGAGAAACAACUGACAUGUUGCUGUGUAUGAAGCAUACUACAGUCCUGCAGCAGCACUCGCCAGCUGCUCGGCUCACACAACCACUACUGACCCCUCGCCUCUGUGUGUGACUGCCCCGUCCCCACCCGUCCCCACCCCAUAGAGAGACACUAAAGGGCUCUUGGUAGUCGUGCUCUCUGGAGCUCCAUGAGUGUCCAACAGCUUCGUGGAGCAGACAGAGUUUGAAGGAGGAGACACCACCUGUGCCUAAGGACCACACACUGUUGCCACAGCAUGGUCACACACGCACGCGCGCGCACACACACACACACAAACACACACACACACACAAACACACACACACACACACACCAUUUAACAUAAAGCUACAUGAAGCACAUUCCUGACAUGGGACUAACGCCAUACUUCAUUAAACCAGCAUCCUAUGACUGCCAUAGAUGCCUCUUGUUGAAGCUGUUUGACUUAAAUACCCACAUCAUUCUGAAAGCCUUCAUCACCACCAGCCUAGAAACGAUUUGUACAAUCACCAUCCUCUGUUGGGCAUCUCACCAGUCUUCAUCUCCUCACGUGGACAUUAAGCUGGACGGAAUGCAGGGAAUGCAUUAAAUAAUGUUGAUGGAAAUAUUUUGUAGUUAAAAAGUGGUUUGUGCCUCUUCUCUGAAACCUCACAUUUAAUGUAUGGAGGCCCGUAUCUGCCAUUAAAUCAAAAAAAUAGACGAAAAGUUACAAGUGUCAACUCAUUUUCAGUUCAAAUUAUGUGAUUCUAGAAUGAAGUUGAGAUGCCAUGACAGCUUAUGAGGACUUAAAAUGGAAUUGUGAUACGCUAAGCCAACAUUUAUGUUAUUGUUUUUUCUUAAGCUACAUUUAUCCAAAGUCAAAAAUGGAGACAAAAAGUUAAAAAGUACUUUUUUUGCUUUAUUGUUUUUGACCUUUCAAGUCAGUAAUGACUCUGGAAUCAUGUGAUUUUAAAGGUAAUAUUACGAGAAACAAAGUCAGGAUUAGGAGAGAGAGGUUAAGUGAUGAAAAGAAUCACAAUUAUGACUUAUGUUAAGGCUUUUUACUUAAGAUCAUUACACAGUAAGUCACAUGUUUGUUUGUUUGUUUUUAUUUGGACUUAGUACCUUAAUUUUUCCCUCAUAGUUUUUAGUCAAAAGUCAUAAAUUCAAAGUUCUUAAUUUUAACAAUGCAUUAUGCCAUUUUUUUUAUUAGUCGUAUAUUUUACAUAAAAGCAUGUUAAGUAAUUCACCAUUUUUAUUUAAAUAUUUUGACUUAAUUGUUUUUUUUUUUUAACCCGCUCAUAGUUUUUACAUGCAUCAGUUUUAAAAUAUUUAUUUGAUCCCGUACUUACUACUUGGCCAAGUUUUGCUUCCUGGUAUUGUAAUUUGGAUUCAAGUCAUAUCUUUGCCUUAAUCUCAAACUUCACACUUCAAAGCUGGCAGAUCUUCUUCUUUUUUUCUUUAUUUUUUCCUUUAACAAGCUUCUCAUUCAGAUGAACAACCAAGGGGAAAUGAUCGGGCAUGCCCCAGACAAAAAAAAAAAAAGAUAAGGAUGUUGUUUUGUGUAUGUUGAACCACAACGAUGUAACUUGUGUUAUUAUGCUGACUUCUUAUGUACUAAGUUUGUAAUAGCAUUACACACUGUAUUGUGGCCCUGUAUACUGCUGGCACAGCUCUGCCCCCACCACCCACUCUGAGCUAAACCGGCCAUAGGUACUUCUGCACUACAGCAGAGCUCACAAUGCUGUAACUUUUCGGGGAUCAGCUUUUUUUUUGUUUGUUUGUUUUUUUAAUUUUUUACUUUUUUUUUUUUUUUUUAAUGUAAACCAGUUUUUAUGCCAGCAAUGAAUAAUGUAAUUUAGGAAUGUAAUUGUAAACUAUUGUAGUGAUUUUUAAAUAUAUAUAUAUCUACACACACACACACAUAUAUAUGGAGAGAGAGAGAGUAUGUAUGUGACUCUGUACCUGUGGGCCUGUUGUAAUCGGGGUUGGCUGCUAUUUAGACCACACAAGGAAAUAUUUUGGUACUGUGUCUCAGAAUGCUGGGUGUUGUAGCAUCAGCGUAGAAUAUAUUUUUGUAGUGAACUGAUUACGAAACCUAAUUUUUUGAUUUGUAAGUAACUUCACACUACAGGAUAAUUAUUACAUGUUUUUCCCAAAAAUGAAUGUCUGGUUGUAUUUACUCGCUGCACUAAUGUCUUUAUUUUGUAAGCUGAUGGUUUUCUACAUCAUUCAUCUCUGCUAUACUGCAAAGAAAUUCUUGACCGAG
Molecule: messenger RNA, 5591 nt
Organism: Stegastes partitus (bicolor damselfish)
Lineage: Eukaryota; Metazoa; Chordata; Actinopteri; Pomacentridae
Gene: llgl2
Product: LLGL scribble cell polarity complex component 2
Exons: 27
Coding region: 293-3307 (1004 amino acids)
Biological process (GO): establishment of spindle orientation; regulation of Notch signaling pathway; Golgi to plasma membrane transport
Cellular component (GO): cortical actin cytoskeleton; plasma membrane; cytoplasm
Molecular function (GO): myosin II binding; GTPase activator activity
Source: RefSeq, a predicted model, not a curated record